Dictyostelium purpureum is the source of this 420-nucleotide messenger RNA. RefSeq lists its product as uncharacterized. The record is from RefSeq and is a predicted model, not a curated record. Lineage: Eukaryota; Evosea; Eumycetozoa; Dictyosteliales; Dictyosteliaceae. The transcript is spliced from 2 exons. The coding region runs from base 1 to 420 and encodes 139 amino acids.
AUGUCAUGUACAACCCUUCAUCACUUUAAAUUUAGCUACCAAAUCAAUUGUAGUUACUAUAACCAUUCCUUACCAAUAUCUUUACCUGAAAUAUUUUUUAAGCUCUAUCUUGACCAAAAUCCUUUCCUAAAAGUGUUUCGAUGGAUAUUAAGUAAGGCUCUUGGACUUCAAAAUCUAGAUAUUGGAGUCCCAUUUAAUCAAGAGCCAUUGAAAUGUUCAUUAAAUCUUCCAAUUAUGAAAACUCCUACUUAUCAACUUUUGGUACCAAACUACCAGGUAUAUACCUCAAAACCUAUUGAACUUAAUGUUGGUCAUCCAAUCAACAAAAAUUUUCAAAAAGGUUCUAUUCCUUCAUUUCUCAAAUCAUUGGUGCUUGCUGGUAUCUACAAUCAACCAUUUGAACCAAAAGUACUACCCUAA